Messenger RNA from Myotis myotis, 2568 nucleotides. RefSeq names its product zinc finger protein 420-like. NCBI's taxonomy places the organism in Eukaryota, Metazoa, Chordata, Mammalia, Chiroptera, Vespertilionidae. The transcript has 5 exons. The record is from RefSeq and is a predicted model, not a curated record. Bases 305 to 1789 code for a protein of 494 amino acids. Gene Ontology annotation, molecular function: RNA polymerase II transcription regulatory region sequence-specific DNA binding; DNA-binding transcription factor activity, RNA polymerase II-specific. Gene Ontology annotation, cellular component: nucleus. Gene Ontology annotation, biological process: regulation of transcription by RNA polymerase II.
GCAGUUCCUUGCAGACGGAAGCGGCCGUGGAGGGGAAGGUGGCGGUUCCCCCUGAGGAGGGUGUUUGUCUUUAAAGCUGACGCUCCCCGUCCCCCUCCCCGCAGGGAAGGCUGAGGGCGCUGCCGGCGCUGGAGUCCUUGUUGGGGUCCCCGCCCCGGAGCCUCUCUCAGCGGUCCUUCUGACUGUGAGUGUCGCGUGAGCUGAUUGAGACGCUGUGCUGACGUCUUUGAAGGCACAUUCUGUGACUCCUCAACAUACCCUCGCCUGAGAAGACAACCCAGACCCUGAUCAGGACCAGGACCAAAUGGCUGCUUGUCAGGGACAGUUGUCCUUCAGGGAUGUGGCCAUAGAUUUCUCUCAGGAGGAGUGGGAAUGCCUGGGCCCAGUUCAACAGAAAUUGUACCUGGAUGUGAUGUUGGAGAACUACAGCAACCUGGUGUCCCUGGCUACCUUAUCUGAAGACAAACAGGCCAUGCUACAAAAGGCAGAAAUGGAAGAUUUAUUCCCUAAAAUAAUACUGAGAGAGCAUACCGGAGCGAAGCCUUAUAAAUGUGGAGAAUGUGGCAAAGGAUUCAGUAAUACCUCAAGUUUUAAUCGCCAUCAGAGAGUUCAUACUGGAGAAAAGCCCCAUAAAUGUAGAGAAUGUGGCAAAGCCUUCCGUACCGCAACAAACCUUACUUGUCAUCAGAGAGUUCAUACUGGAGAGAAGCCCUACAAAUGUAGAGAAUGUGGCAAAGCCUUUAGCAGGUCCUCAUCUCUUACUUAUCAUCAGAGAGUUCAUACUGGAGAGAAGCCUUUUAAAUGUGCAGAUUGUGGCAAAACUUUCCGUGUAGCAUCAGACCUUACUUAUCAUCAGAAAGUUCAUACUGUAGACAAUCCUUAUAAAUGUGAAGAAUGUGGCAAAGCCUUCCGUGGGCAAACAGACCUUACUUACCAUCAGAGAAUUCACACUGGAGAGAAGCCUUAUAAAUGUGAAGAAUGUGGCAAAGCCUUCCGUGGGCAAACAAACCUUACUUAUCAUCAGAGAGUUCACACUGGAGAGAAGCCCUACAAAUGUAGAGAAUGUGGCAAAGCCUUUAGCAAGUCCUCAACCCUUACAUAUCAUCAGAGAGUUCAUACUGGAGAGAAACCUUAUAAAUGUGGCAAAUGUGGCAAAGCCUUUAGCAGGUCCUCAUCUCUUACUUCUCAUCAGAGACUUCAUACUGGAGAGAAGCCUUUUAAAUGUGCAGAUUGUGGCAAAACUUUCCGUGUAGCAUCAUCCCUUACUUAUCAUCAGAAAGUUCAUACUGGACAGAAGCCUUAUAAAUGUAAAGACUGUGGCAAAGCCUUCAGUGGGCCAACAAACCUUACUUAUCAUCAGAGAGUUCAUACUGGAGAGAAGCCCUACAAAUGUAGAGAAUGUGGCAAAGCCUUCAGUAUGCCAAGAAAUCUUACUUAUCAUCAGAGAGUUCAUACUGGAGAGAAGCCCUACAAAUGUAGAGAAUGUGGCAAAGCCUUUAGCAGGUCUUCAACCCUUACAUAUCAUCAGAGAGUUCAUACUGGAGAGAAACCUUAUAAAUGUGGCAAAUGUGGCAAAGCCUUCAGGAGGUCCUCAAGGUAUAGAGUUCAUCAGAGUAUUCAUAGUGGAGGGAAGCCUUAUAAAUGUGAAGAAUGUGGCAAAGCUUUCAGGGGGGCAACAAACCUUACUUAUCAUCAGAGAGUUCAUGCUGGAGAGAAGCCCUUUAAAUGUAGAGAAUGUGGCAAAGCCUUUAACCAGUGUUCCUGCCUUUCUGUACAGCAGUGUCCAUAGUUGAGAGAAGUGUCACAGAUGUUAGUGUUGUUAGUCCUUUACCAACUGCAAGAACUUAAUGUCACAGAAUUUUUUUUAAAAAUAUAUUUUAUUGAUUUUUCACAGAGAGGAAGGGAGAGAGAUAGAGAGUUGGAAACAUCGAUGAGAGAGAAACAUCGAUCUGCUGCCUCCUGCACAGCUCCCUACUGGGAAUGUGCCUGCAACCAAGGUAUAUGCCCCUGACUGGAAUCGAACCUGGGACCCUUCAGUCCGCAGACCAACGCUCUAUCCACUGAGCCAAACUGGUUUUGGCAAUAUCGCAGAAUUUAUACUGGGAAGAAGCCUUAUGAUUGUGAAAAAUGUGGAAAAGCCUUCAAAAGCUAUUCAUAUCUUACUGUACCUGAGAGACUUCAUACUGAAGAGAGACCUUUCAAAAAUAGAGAAUGUGCUAGCGCUUUUAUCCACUGCUCAAAACUUACUCAACAUAGAGAAUUUAUAGUGGAGAGAAGCCUUAUAAAUGUAGAGAAUGUGGCAAAGCCUUCUGUGUGGCAUUCUUACUAUGUAGAAAAUGUGAGAUAGCCUUUACUCUGGGAACUGCUGAUUGUUGGUUGGGAAAGACCCUGAUUUUUUUCCCUGCUAAUACAUUAUUACAUUUCUUUAUUUCUGCACUUAUGAGUUCUAUUGUAGGAUAUGGUUGUUGAAAAUUAUUGUUAACUGCUAUUUAUAUACUUUGUGUAGGAUAGUUUUUAAAAACUAAUGCAUCGUCUAUAUUAUGAAAGAAAACCAAUACUAAAUUAUAU